AUGUCAAAGGCGCCGAUUGAUUUCGAAGAAGAGUGGAGUAAGGUACGGAAUAUCGUUAUGCUGCUCAUUUUCAAACUCCGUCUCUUGCUUUUGAGCGAAUCACCCCUAGAUUAGGCCAAACAUUGUAUGAAUAUGUAAUGAUUUCAGAUCUCUAAUGGUACGCUUGAGAUCAAAUGGUUCUACUUCCCAACAACUCAAAGCUUGAAAGUCGACAUUGACAAGAUUCAAUGUGUAAAAAUCAAGAGCCAAGCGAAUAGCUAUGCAAAAAACUGGGGAUCCGGAGACCUCACCACUUGGUGGGCAUGUGACAUGAAACGGUAAAUCAUUAAUUCCGGCUACCCUAUCCCAGUUUUCUUUAUUUAAGUAACUUCCGUAGUCAUCCGGAGCGGUUCUACAACGUCAAAGUCGACAUCGGAGAGACCUUCAAGAAGGGAUUUACUGUUCAGGACCUCGAAAAGUUCCUCGUGGCAAUCCGAAAAUGGCUCAAGAUUCAAAACAUUGUGUUUGAGUGA
This is a messenger RNA of Caenorhabditis sp. 36 PRJEB53466, 512 nucleotides long. The record is from the annotation of a GenBank genome assembly. Lineage: Eukaryota; Metazoa; Nematoda; Chromadorea; Rhabditida; Rhabditidae.